AAUGAUAGGCAACGGGAGGAAAAAAAGAGGCGUCAAAUCAGCCUGCUUAAAAGAAAACACAUAGCCAUAAAAAUCGAAAAUAUAUGAGGACGUUCAGAAAGUAAAUCCAGAAUAAUGUUUACUCAAACGGGCUACAAUCAUUCAUUAAAAUCAAGACAUGAAACAAGCAGACGGCAGAAGAGGGAUCCGGAAACAGAAAACAUGGCUGUGCCUCCCUGUUAUGCUGAUCUUGGAAAGUCUGCCAAGGACAUUUUCAACAAAGGCUAUGGAUUUGGCCUUGUGAAGCUUGAUGUCAAGACAAAGUCCAACAGUGGAGUGGAAUUCAAAACGUCUGGGUCCUCCAACACUGACACCAGCAAAGUCGCAGGCAGCCUGGAAACUAAAUAUAAGAGACCAGAGUAUGGUCUGACCUUCACCGAGAAGUGGAACACAGACAACACCUUAGGAACAGAAAUCACAAUUGAAGACCAGAUCGCAAAGGGACUAAAAGUGACCUUUGACACAACCUUCUCGCCUAAUACCGGCAAGAAGAGUGGCAAAGUCAAGACCGCCUACAAGUGCGAGUACAUCAAUCUGGGCUGCGAUGUUGACUUUGACUUUGCUGGCCCGACCAUCCACGGGGCAGCCGUCAUCGGCUACGAGGGCCUGCUCGCUGGUUACCAGAUGUCCUUUGACACCGCCAAGUCUAAGAUGACCAAGAACAACUUUGCCCUUGGCUGCAAGACAGAAGACUUCCAGUUCCACACCAGUGUCAAUGAUGGGUCAGAAUUUGGAGGUUCCAUCUACCAAAAGGUGAACGACAAACUGGAGAUGGCGGUCAAUCUGGCCUGGACCUCUGGCAGCAACAGCACAUCUUUUGGCAUUGCAACAAAGUAUCAGCUGGACAAGGACUCCUCAGUCAGUGCUAAAGUGAAUAACAACAGCCUUGUUGGUUUUGGCUUCUCCCAGACCCUCAGAUCAGGAGUCAAGCUAAACCUGUCCGCUCUGGUCGACGGCAAGAACAUCAACGCCGGCGGCCACAAACUGGGUCUGGGCUUGGAACUGGAAGCCUAAACUCUCCUCACACUGCAACACUAUCUGGCCUUAAACUAUGUUUCCAACUCAAACCAGCAAGGGAAUCCUGAAGAGAUCCUCAGAAAGGCUCAGACGUCAAACCUACUCUGCGCCGCCUCAGUCUGCGGCGCCUUUUACACUUAUGUUGCUUUGGUAACUAUUAGUUGCAUCUGUACAGGAGUCGUCUGGUGGCAUAUUAUUUAUAUAUCUUGUCUAUAUUUAUGUCCAGCACUGCCAUAAUGCUCAAAUUAAUACAGUCCUUUGCCUGUCAUCAACAA
Synchiropus splendidus (mandarinfish) is the source of this 1331-nucleotide messenger RNA. Its product is annotated as voltage-dependent anion-selective channel protein 2-like. The transcript has 9 exons. The record is from RefSeq and is a predicted model, not a curated record. Gene Ontology annotation, biological process: monoatomic anion transmembrane transport. Lineage: Eukaryota; Metazoa; Chordata; Actinopteri; Syngnathiformes; Callionymidae. Gene Ontology annotation, cellular component: mitochondrial outer membrane. Gene Ontology annotation, molecular function: voltage-gated monoatomic anion channel activity. Bases 115 to 1053 code for a protein of 312 amino acids.